This is a messenger RNA of Papaver somniferum (opium poppy), 2728 nucleotides long. Its product is annotated as protein argonaute 16-like. Bases 1285 to 2193 code for a protein of 302 amino acids. Lineage: Eukaryota; Viridiplantae; Streptophyta; Magnoliopsida; Ranunculales; Papaveraceae. Gene Ontology annotation, cellular component: cytoplasm. The record is from RefSeq and is a predicted model, not a curated record. Gene Ontology annotation, biological process: regulatory ncRNA-mediated post-transcriptional gene silencing. Gene Ontology annotation, molecular function: nucleic acid binding. The transcript is spliced from 20 exons.
GUUUCACAUUCUCACUCCCUCUCUCCGACUGCUUUUCUCACCGGAGAAUCCUCUCAUCUACGCACUUGUGUCAGGAUAUGGAGGAGGAACGUCCUCUUCCACCAUCAUCUCCAACUUCUUUAGAUAUUUGCACAAAUCAUUUCAGAGUAAAGUUGUCAUUGAAUGUAACUUUACACCAGUACAAGGUUGAUAUUACUAGUAAAGGAAAAAACGAAGUGAUCGAAUCAACCAGGAGGAGGAUACUUAGGGACACAUUGAAAGAGCGAUUCAUAAUGCAGGAAUUUUUUUAUGUUGGAGAAGGAACUGUAUUCCUUAAGGAAUUGAUUACUGGAACUGCAUCUGUCUUCUCUAACGCAUAUGAUUUUGGGAUGUUUUAUAUUAAGAUCACUUUCAAUAAGAGCAUUCAAAUAUUGCCAGAUCAUCAAAGAACUAACACAAAAGUUACUGAAGAUGUAUUGUAUGCACUUGAUACAAUAUUGCAGCACCAUGACAUUGAAAGAUAUGUCCUCAACAACGAUGUUGACUCCUGGUCGUGUGAGAGGAUCAUCUUAGAUUCUUAGAAUUGACUGGAAAAAGGCCAACGAGAUACUGAAGGAUAGGAAAGUCAAAACGGAUUGGGAUGACGAAGUUUUGAAGAUCAAAGAGUUAAGCAAGGAAACUUGCAAACAAUUGUUCUGCAUGAAAGGGGGACCAAAACCUGUUAAUGUUUAUAAUUACUACGCAAAACUAUGUAAACUCUAAGGUCCCCACCAAUUACUUUGGCAGACAUUCCUUGCGUUGAUGUUGGCGGGCCAAAUAAACCCAAUUACGUUCCUAUAGAGCUCUGUUCGCUCAUACCCCUGCAAAAAUAUACACGUUCCACAUCGGCUUCGCAAAGAUCAUCUUUAGCUGCACAAAGUAGGUCUCCUGCAGAGUCUAUGAAAGCUCUGACUGAUGUAAGCAUCUUUUUUACCGACUUUUCUUUGUGCUUACAUCUCGAGUUUUUCAUAUGUAAUUUCACUUUACAGUUUUUGAAAGACUACUUCUGUAAAGCGAAUUCAUCGCUUAGUGCCAUUGGUAUGUCCAUUGAGAAUCACCCGAUUUCAGUUAGGGGACAUGUUCUUCCUCCACCUGAGUUGAAAUUCGGUCCUCGCAAAAAGCCUUCUAUGGAUAGGCCAACUAAUGGUCAGUGGAACUAUGACGGAAAGAGGCUAGUUAUACCAGUCAAAAUCGAGAACUGGUGUGUUGUUGAUUUUUCUUCUGGCUAUAAUUCUCGUUCAAUGUGCAAAAGAUAAGAAAAUUCGCAUGGCCAUGCCGGUACAUAUCAAUGAAGAAGAACAUUCCAAGAGUUUAUCUCCUGAGGAAAGAGUAGAAAACAUGUUUCAACAAAUAAAGAAAGAGAAACCUAAUUUCGAUCUUGGCACUCUUAAAAUGAAAUAUGAAGGGUUACAACUGAGGCUACGUGUUGAAUUCGUUCUUUGUAUCAUGGAGAAGAAUUCUGAUAUCUAUGGACCUUGGAUGAAGAAAUGCCCGACGGAAGCAGGAGUUAUCUCGCAGUGCAUCUCCGUAGACUCAGAGACUAGUCCAACAACCAUGGAUAACCAGUACCUCACUGAUAAUAUUUUAGAAAUUAACAUAAAGCUUGGAGGUAUAAACUUUUGGCUAUCUAAUGUUCCUUGUAUUAUAACUAAAAUUCCAACCUUGAUAUUGGGAAUGAGUAUUGGUGUGUCUCCAAGGCCAGGUCACUCAAAUAUCCCAUCCAUUGCCUCUGUGGUGGGUUCCUCCUAUUGGCCUUGUUUUUCAACGUAUGGGGCAUCUGUACGUACUCAAUCAUCGACAGAUAAGAUGUUCACAUACGAUUCAUUGUACAGUCCAUCAGCUGAAGGGGAAGACGAAGGAAUAAUCAGGGAGCUUUUGCGGGAGUUCUUUGAUUCUAAUCGACAAGAGUUUGUUAUACCAGGACAGAUUCUCAUUUUCAGAAAUGGAGUGAGUGAGUCCCAAUUCAGCCAAGUACUGGAGAUUGAAUUGGAGGCUAUUAAAAAGGCUAUCAGACAGCUGCUAGCGCCACUGCCGAAGUUCACUGUUAUUGUUGCUCAAAGGAGCCAUCGUUCAAAGUUAUUCAAAGUUGGUGGCGUCCCUGGAAAUGUUCCACCAGGAACAGUGGUGGAUGUGCAUUCUAAGUUUCAAAGCUUUUACAUGUGCCCCAUCAUGUAGCUAGUUGUAAUACAGGGAACAUCUGUCCCAACACUCUACUCUAUCUUGAAGAAUGAUAUUAGUAUCUCAUUUGAGGAUCUGCAGAAUCUCGUGCACUCUUUUUCCUAUGUAUACCAAACUAAGACGGCAUCGAUCCCAAUAGUUGCACCAAUCCAGUAUGCCCGUUGCGUUGCCUCACAGAUGCGCCAAUUUUUAAAAUCUGGUAAGCUUCCAAGGCUACACCCAAGUGUCGCAAAUGAGAUGUUGUUUUGUUGAGGUUAGGGCAUACCACGGACCUGUAUUUACAUAUUUUGUUGUUGAGUUUGAAGUACACCAUAAACGGCAAUAGCAAGUAUCUCAGUAUUUUUUGAAGGAGAUGGUAAGUUUUGUUGAGUGAGAUAGGUAUAUAUUGGUGUAAAGAAAAAUAAAUAAAAGUACCCCAGUAGAGGCAUCUUAGAUAGUAAGUCGUUCCUUGAACUUUAUUUUUGUUCCUUGAACUUUAAGUCAAUAUUGCUUCUCAUUGCACAAACUAAGUUCCAAUACUAUUGGUUCUCAU